Messenger RNA from Saccostrea cuccullata (small rock oyster), 3296 nucleotides. RefSeq lists its product as uncharacterized. The transcript is spliced from 2 exons. Lineage: Eukaryota; Metazoa; Mollusca; Bivalvia; Ostreida; Ostreidae. The coding region runs from base 332 to 1744 and encodes 470 amino acids. The record is from RefSeq and is a predicted model, not a curated record. Gene Ontology annotation, molecular function: DNA binding. Gene Ontology annotation, biological process: DNA integration; DNA recombination.
UUAUUAUUAUUACAAUAAUAAUAUCCUUUAUGUGACAGAGUUAUAUUAACUAUAAUUGUUUUAUUUGUUAUAAUUUAUUUCUAAGGUAUCAUGUUUUACUUGGUAAUUGUAAAGUUGUUUCAUGUUUAUAACUUUUUAGAUCGGGAUCAAUUACCUAAUUUUAAUCUAUGACACCAUUGUCUUAAUUUACAGCCAAUCAGCGUGGCUUCUCCUAAUCACGUGACCAUUGUUUUAUUUUUUACCAAAGGAGAAAGCCACACAAAUUUGCAAGGAAAUUUUUUAUCGAAAAAAAGUAUUUCCAGUUUGUUUCACGCAACUUAGGUGUACAGCCAUGCCUCCAAAGAGGGGACAGAAGUCCUCCGCUCCCACAACCACCAAAAGGCGGAAGACAAUCCAACCCACUGGCACAGAUGUUAGUGAAGCCGUAACACUACAACUGCCACCUGUGGAACCACCUGUGCAAAAUGAAAUCUUAAAUAUCGACUAUGACAAGUUAGCUACAGCUAUUCUAAAACAAUCACAUGCACACAAUGGACUAAGUGUUCAACCUCAAGAGGCCCCUUCAGUUCCAGCAGCUACUUCUCAUUCAUCUGACACAUUACCAAAAUCUACAGCAGAUCCACAAUCAUCUUCAGUACCAGGUCCUUCAUCUCAACAACCUUCAGCUCAGCAGCCUUCAGCUCAGCAACUUUCAGCUCAGCAGCCGACAAGCAGUGUGUCAAGUUCAACACCAGUUUUGGGGACUCUGUUAGAUCAAGUUUUUGCAGGAAGCCUUCCAGAUAGCUCCUCAUCUCAGUCCAGUACAGACAGAAGUUCCCAAGGACCUCUUAACAAUUUGAAUCCAGUUUGCCUGAAACUACUAGAAUCGUCUCUGUCAUCAUCAACCUCUAAAGCUUAUCGCAGAAGUUGGAAUUUGCUCCUUACCUGGAACCCUCACAUCUCACUUCCAGUGUCUGUGACAGAUGUUUGUAACUUUAUAGGUCAUCUAUUUCUUCAAAAUUAUUCACCCAGUACAAUUUUUUCCCACAUAUCAGCUAUCAGUUUUAUGCAUAAAUUAUGUAGUAUCCCAGACCCUACUCAAGCUUUUGUGACCAAGAAAAUUCUUAAAGGGUGUCAGGCAGUAGGCUCAAGGAGGGACACACGCUUGCCUAUCACGGCACCGAUCUUACAAAAACUCAUUGUUGCUUUAGAACACACUGUGUCUCAAUACUCGCUCAGACUCCUGUUGCGAGCACUUUUCUUGUUAGCUUUUCAUGCUUUUCUCAGAUUAGGUGAGAUAACAGCAAAAUCAAUGAAUGCUGUAAAUAGUGUUUUACAAAGGUCAGAUAUCACAUUCAAGCAAGAAAAUAAUCUAUUAGAGGGAGUUCAAAUAGUUAUGAGAGAUUAUAAAACAAACAAACAUCAUGUCCCAAUAAUCAUUUCCUUACAAGCUUGUCCCAAUUCUCUUUACUGUCCCGUUCAGGCAUUGUAUAAAUACCUUGCCUUGUACAAACAUUCAUCCGGUCCACUGUUCCAGACUAUGGAUGGCUUGCCGAUUACUUACUCGGUUGUUACUUCCCACCUCAAAGCAGCAAUUCAGUUUAUUGGAUUAAGUCCAGAUCAAUUUAAGGGACACAGUUUCAGAAUUGGGGCAGCAACACAUGCAGCCUCACUUGGUUUCUCAGACAAUGUCAUUCAGAAGCUUGGAAGGUGGAAUUCUGAUGCUUUUAAACACUACAUCCGUAUUCAGUCUUUUCAUAUAUAGCUAAUUGUACAAGUUCAGAUUUCAGUGCAUAUCCCUGUGUUAGUUCCCCAUGUCAAUAAGUUUUAAAACUUUAAGACGGUUCAGAAGUAUUCUGCUGUCACAAAUAACCACAUAGACUUUGAAGAGCAGAGGAAAGUUGUCUGCUGCUCAUAUUUGGAUCAGUCAUAGUAUAGGAGACAGUUCAGAAGUUUUCUGCUGUAUUUUAUUCCCAAGUCCUAUCCAUAAUUUUUUAGGAAUACAUGGCAGUUCAGAAGUCUUCUGCUGCCUAAAAGUUAUUAUUCAGCAUGUCAGUUCAGAAGUCUUCUGCUGACAUAUUUUUCAGUCUUUUUAUAUUUGUACAUAUCAUCAUAGGUAUAUAGUCAUAGGCAUAGGAUAUAGUCAUUUUGUAAAGGGUAUAUUGAAUAUAUUUUCCUUGCUGGCCACCACAUGCUCUCAAUGUCAAAUAACAAAAUGUUUUAUAUUGAACUAUUGUUCAUUACCUAAGGUUGUAUUUUAUUGUCAUUUUUGAUACUCAUGUGUUUCUUUUCUAAUUUAUUAUUUGACAUGAACGUUAUAUGUACUAUAAAAAAUCGUCUCAAAUUAUAAAUUGCGCCUUGCCAAGUCGCCUUGGGUGGGUGGAUCCAAUUUGCAAUUGGAUUGUGGCGUUUAUUUUCUUUUUACCCACCCUUUUUUGAUGACAGGCAUAUCAGUGCCUGCUUUAUGAUAUAUGUAAUUUUAGGGGGUCAGAUUGCAUAAUAUGUUACCAAAGAUUUUUGUAUUCUUUCAAAGUUUGUUCUAGUCUUGUCUGACCCCCUUAUAAUAUGUUUAUAUUUUGUUUUGCGUCAUUUACUUCAAUAAAUGACAAUUUUUCAAUUUCACUACUGUUGUUAUUUUAAUUUUAAUCCAUCAAAAAACUAGCUCAGUUGACUUGGCUUCGGUCUUGCAUAAUAACAGAGGAACAUAAAUAAGUUAUUAUUAUUACAAUAAUAAUAUCCUUUAUGUGACAGAGUUAUAUUAACUAUAAUUGUUUUAUUUGUUAUAAUUUAUUUCUAAGGUAUCAUGUUUUACUUGGUAAUUGUAAAGUUGUUUCAUGUUUAUAACUUUUUAGAUCGGGAUCAAUUACCUAAUUUUAAUCUAUGACACCAUUGUCUUAAUUUACAGCCAAUCAGCGUGGCUUCUCCUAAUCACGUGACCAUUGUUUUAUUUUUUACCAAAGGAGAAAGCCACACAAAUUUGCAAGGAAAUUUUUUAUCGAAAAACCCUCCAUCCAACCCCCUCUCUUCCACCGUCUUAUAUUAUAUUUGUUAUAUAUGUACUUAUAUUAGUGUUCAUAUUUAUUUGUUUGGCGUUUAUUUUCUUUUUACCCACCCUUUUUUGAUGACAGGCAUAUCAGUGCCUGCUUUAUGAUAUAUGUAAUUUUAGGGGGUCAGAUUGCAUAAUAUGUUACCAAAGAUUUUUGUAUUCUUUCAAAGUUUGUUCUAGUCUUGUCUGACCCCCUUAUAAUAUGUUUAUAUUUUGUUUUGCGUCAUUUACUUCAAUAAAUGACAAUUUUUCAAUUUCACUACUGUUGUUA